Trichomonas vaginalis G3 is the source of this 1377-nucleotide messenger RNA. RefSeq names its product structural constituent of cell wall. The record is from RefSeq and is a predicted model, not a curated record. The transcript has a single exon. Bases 1 to 1377 code for a protein of 458 amino acids. Lineage: Eukaryota; Parabasalia; Trichomonadida; Trichomonadidae.
AUGGCUUUCGAGUAUUGUCAAAAACUGCGGACCGUUGAGUUUACAUCCGAAACUUUAACAUUAAAAAGUGGAGUCUUUUCAUUUUGUAAUAAAUUACAAAAAGUGAUAUUUAAAAAAGUGACAAGUGUUGAUAAAGAAGCAUUUACAAAGUGCUCUAGUUUAGUUUCAUUACUUAUUCUGGACUCUGACAGAGAACAAGAUUUGCCACUUUACUCAUAUAAUGGUUCAAAUUACAGGCGUGAAGAUAUGUCACUUUUUGUUGUACCAAAUGGUAUUACUGAGCUAUUUAUUUAUGACAAGGCAUCGCAAAUAACAUCAGGUAUUUUAUCUAUUUGUACGAAUUUGAAAACAAUUAUUUUCCCAAAUAAUUGCCAAGAUUUGAUUUUGUCACUUUCAGAGUUAUCAAAUGUUACUUCAUUAGAAACAAUCGUUUUCCCAGUAACUUAUAAGAAAAUUCAAUUUUCAUCUUUAUCAAGUUUAACAAAUCUCAGAAGCAUUUCUUUAGACUUUGUAGAAGGAAAUAGUUUUAAAAAUUUGGAAAAUUUAGAAACAGUCAAUUUUUGGGAAACAAGUACUUUUGAAACACUCCCUGAAGGUUAUUUUGAAAAUUGCUUCUCACUGAAAGAAAUAAAUUUACCUCAAAGUAUAAAGACUUUGUCAAAAAGAUGUUUUUAUUCAUGCAAUUCACUGGAAAACAUUAAUUUGCCAAAUAAUCUCGAAACAAUUGAAGAAGAAUGCUUCGCAAGAUGUUCAAAACUAAAAGAAAUUGAAUGCAGGAACUGUAAAAACUUUGGAAUUUAUUGCUUCAAAAACUGCGAGAAAAUGGUGAAAUUCAAUUUGAACAAUAGUAAUUUCACGGUUUUAGAAGGAAUGUUUAUGAAUAAUUUCAAAUUGAUUGAACUAGAAUCAGUUGUCAUUAAAAAUGUUUCUAAACAUGGGUUCGCAAAUUGUUUCUCUUUGAGUGAUGAAUAUUUAAUGAAUGUUGAGGAACUUGGGGAUGAAAGUUUGAUUAAUUGCUCAAAUAUUACUGUCAUUCCACGUCAAAUUAAAAAGAUCGGAGCUAGUUGUUUUACUAAUUGCAAUAUUUUGAAGACGAUUUAUUUACCGAAAACAAUUUUAUCUAUUGGAGAGAAUUCAUUUGAGUUAUCAGGGGUAAAAUAUUUGAAUUACUGCGGUAGAAAUGAUUUCUCAUCAUCUCCAAAUGCUUUUGGAAAUUCACAAGUAAUUGUUUACGUUACAAAUGCUUAUAAUUUCCAGCUGUUUUGCGGCAUAAAACCAAUUACUAAGCAGCAAUGUAACUAUGAAAUUAAGACAGAAGAUUAUGUUCCUUUUUCAUUCAUAGGAAGUGGUAGAUUGGUUCGAAGAAUGAAUUUUUAA